Molecule: messenger RNA, 2087 nt
Organism: Triticum dicoccoides
Lineage: Eukaryota; Viridiplantae; Streptophyta; Magnoliopsida; Poales; Poaceae
Product: probable anion transporter 2, chloroplastic
Exons: 7
Coding region: 135-1721 (528 amino acids)
Biological process (GO): transmembrane transport
Cellular component (GO): plastid
Molecular function (GO): phosphate transmembrane transporter activity
Source: RefSeq, a predicted model, not a curated record
ACACAUAUAUAACCACUUGCCUUCUGUCUGCCUCGUACUCCUCAAUUACCAUGGCCUGCACAAAGCAUUUCUUGAUCUCCGCCGCGCCUCUCUGAGCACGCUCGGUCAGCUUCAGUUGCCUCCUCGCGCGGAUCAUGGCGUCGGUGAGAUCCUGCGUGUCCGUCAAGCCGGCCGCUGGCCCGGCCAGGUACAGAUCCGCCAGGGUCGGGGCGGCCAGCUUGGAGCCGACAAGCCUGCGAAUAUCCGCUUCUUCUUCUUCUUCAUUGGGCCCAGGCGCGGAUGGCUGCGGCAGAGGUGUCGGCUGCGCCGCCAGUAUCAGCGGCAGGGGCGUGGCCGCCGCUCGUUUGGUUGGCGAUGGCUGGAGGGCGAGGCGGAGGGGCGCGGGGGAGGUCGUCGCCGAGUGCAGCGCCAGCCUGGAGGGGGUCCGCCACGGCGCGGCGGCGGCCGCCGUGCCCAGCGUGCCGGCGCUGCCCGAGCGGGCCAAGGUGGUGGCGCUCGUGGCGGCCGUCAUGCUGCUCUGCAACGCCGACCGGGUCGUCAUGUCCGUUGCAGUCGUGCCGCUGGCCGCGCAGCACGGCUGGUCCAGCUCCUUCGUCGGCAUCGUCCAGUCAUCAUUUCUAUGGGGGUAUGUUUUCUCAUCCAUGGUUGGAGGAGCUUUGGCGGAUCGAUACGGGGGGAAGAAGGUGAUGGCAGGUGCUGCUGCACUCUGGUCCUUGGCCACUUUCCUCACUCCAUGGGCCGCCUCUCAAUCUGCCACUAUGUUGCUUGCUGUACGUGUGCUCUUUGGCGUUGCAGAAGGUGUUGCAUUUCCAACAAUGAGCACCUUUUUACCAAAGUGGUUCCCAACGCAUGAACGUGCCACUGCUGUUGGCCUUUCCAUGGGAGGAUUCCAUCUUGGAAACGUCGUAAGCUUCCUAGCAACACCGAUCAUCAUGUCACAUAUAGGCCUCGCCGGAACAUUUGCCUUCUUCGCAUCACUUGGUUACUUGUGGCUCUCUGUAUGGCUGUCGAAUGUAGAAAGUGACCCUAUUGAUAGCCGUACUAUAAGCAAAUCUGAGCUGCAACUAAUUCUAGCUGGACGAAGUAAAUCAAAAGUCAAAGGCAGCAAAUCACCAUCCUUAAGAGAAGUGUUCUCAAAGAUGGAAAUGUGGGCCAUAAUUGUAGCUAAUGUGAUAAACAACUGGGGCUACUUUGUCCUACUAUCAUGGAUGCCAGUGUACUUCAAAACGGUAUAUAAUGUCAAUUUGAAACAAGCUGCAUGGUUCAGCGCCAUACCUUGGGGCGUGAUGGCUCUAUCAGGAUAUGUUGCGGGAGCUUCUGCAGAUUUCAUGAUCAAAUCCGGCUUAUCUAUUGUGCGAGUCCGGAAAAUUAUGCAGUCAAUUGGUUUUAUUGGGCCAGGUGUAUCAUUGCUAUGUUUAAGAUUUGCCCAAACACCAUCGGUCGCAGCAGUUAUCAUGACCGCCGCCUUGGGUUUGAGUUCCUGCAGUCAAGCUGGGUACUUCUGUAAUGUACAGGACAUUGCCCCUAAAUACGCUGGAUCCCUACACGGAAUGACGAACGGCAUUGGGACAGUGGCAGCCAUAGUUAGCACAGUAGGAGCAGGAUACUUCGUCCAGUGGCUGGGAUCCUUCCAGGCCUUCCUCACCCUAACUGCGGUGCUCUAUUUCAGUGCCACCGUCUUCUACAACAUCUAUGCGACAGGAGACCUGGUUUUUGACUGAGCUGAAAAAUACUGUUAACGUCAAAUGUACAAUUAUAGCUUGUAAAAUGUCUGUCUGCGCCCACCGCGCAGAGCAAAGAAACAAAUAAAAUGAUGAUUGAUUGGUUGGCUCAUUCAUAUAAGACUGAGCGCAACCAUGAUGGCUUUGUAUCCGUGGAAAAAGUAGGGAAUGUGGAGAUCUCUUCAACGAAAAUAUCUCUCUUUUAGUAGUAAGAAAAGGUACCAGCAAUUGAUAACCAUGUUGCCUCUUACAUUACUUUCACUCAUUCAUCCAUUCAGGUUACAGAGUUCAGUAGUACUGAACUCUGAACGAACAAUGUUUCAGGCUUUAUAUUGAAAGCAGGGCAUAUUCAUUCCGUUUACAACA